Molecule: messenger RNA, 398 nt
Organism: Staurois parvus
Lineage: Eukaryota; Metazoa; Chordata; Amphibia; Anura; Ranidae
Source: the annotation of a GenBank genome assembly
GGGGAUUGGAACACCUGAAUCACAUGAUUUGGAGGGGAUUGGAGCACCUGAAUCACAUGAUAUGGAGGGGAUUGGAACACCUGAAUCACAUGAUUUGGAGGGGAUUUGAACACCUGAAUCACAUGAUAUGGAGGGGAUUGGAACACCCGAAUCACGAUGAUAUGGAGGGGAUUGGAACACCUGAAUCACAUGAUUUGGAGGGGAUUGGAACACCUGAAGCACAUGAUAUGGAGGGGAUUGGAACACCUGAAGCACAUGAUAUGGAGGGGAUUGGAGCACCUGAAUCACAUGAUAUGGAGGGGAUUGGAACACCUGAAUCACAUGAUUUGGAGGGGAUUGGAGCACCUGAAUCACAUGAUAUGGAGGGGAUUGGAACACCUGAAUCACAUGAUAUGGAG